Messenger RNA from Selaginella moellendorffii, 1062 nucleotides. Its product is annotated as acyl-coenzyme A thioesterase 9, mitochondrial. Gene Ontology annotation, molecular function: fatty acyl-CoA hydrolase activity. The coding region runs from base 1 to 1062 and encodes 353 amino acids. NCBI's taxonomy places the organism in Eukaryota, Viridiplantae, Streptophyta, Lycopodiopsida, Selaginellales, Selaginellaceae. The record is from RefSeq and is a predicted model, not a curated record. The transcript is spliced from 2 exons. Gene Ontology annotation, biological process: acyl-CoA metabolic process.
AUGGAGGGGAGCAUACAGGAAGUAAGUCAUCCGGCGCCGCCGCCGCCGCCGCCACGGCAGCGCCAGCAGCAUUACCAGCAGAAGAUGCCGAUGGCGCUGUUCCCAGGCAGUCUGUACGUAUCCCCUGUGACCGUGGAGCAGUGGAAGUGGCUGGCUUCCAGGCCCGCAGCUCGCGACUCGCUGGGACUCAUCAACUGGCCUGCUGAGGGUGGCGGGGAAGGAGGCGACCGUUGUUUCACUCGCCUCGACUCGCUGGCCGCCUCCCAGCUCUCGUUGCCGCAGCGAUCAGUGCAAGACGGGCGUGUGAGCGUCCACUUCCCCUUGGCGACGGACAGGCUCCUCCAGCUCCAAUACCAGGACCACAUGCAGGAGAUUAGCAUGGCGAGGCUGCUCAAAGAUAUGGAUUGCCUGGGAGGGCACGUCUGCCGCAAGCAUUGCCUCGGAGACGAAGGUGCCUCGAGGCCGCUUGUGUUCUUGACGGUACUCUUGGACGGCCUGGUCAUCCACAAGCCGCUGCUGUUCGAUGUGGACGUGGAGCUCAUUGGCACAGUGCAACGAGCCGGCCGCAGCUCCCUCCACGUACAUAUCCAAGCUGUGCAGCACCAAGCUACUGCCCUGGAGGCUGGCCUCGUCUUCGUGGCCCGCGACAGGAUAACUGGCAAGCCAGCGCGGGUGAAUGCUCUUGAAGCCAGACGCGUGGAUGUGGAUGAUCACCACGAUCAUCACGCCGCGCCUGGAGCCUGGCAGCAACUUGUGGGAUGCAUGCUCGACGAGGGGCGGCAACUGCUGGCGGCGGGAAGCAAGGAUGAUGCUAGUGCUGUCUUGAUCCAGAGGACUCGACACCAAACGUGUUUUGUGGUGGAGCCUCAGCAGCUCAACUCGCAGGGAUCAGUGUUUGGGGGGGAGCUCUUGGCUGCAGCUUGUGGGCUGGCCAUGUGUACUGCAUAUGGCUUUGCCGCGCACUUUGGCCACGGCCGCAGUAGACCACGGCUCAAGCACGUAUAUCACGUCAAGUUCUUGGAGGGGGUGAGUGAGCUUGACGUUGAUCCUUCCUGGUGCUAA